Messenger RNA from Capsicum annuum, 789 nucleotides. RefSeq names its product NADH dehydrogenase [ubiquinone] 1 beta subcomplex subunit 8, mitochondrial. Lineage: Eukaryota; Viridiplantae; Streptophyta; Magnoliopsida; Solanales; Solanaceae. The record is from RefSeq and is a predicted model, not a curated record. The transcript is spliced from 4 exons. The coding region runs from base 218 to 595 and encodes 125 amino acids.
AUCUUUAGAGGGACGUAUUUGUAAACUAGUAAACUUUGGUUCCGUUUCUGCAACUCACACUAAAACAAGGAUCAAAACAUAAAAUAGAUAACGUUUGAGUUCAUUACCCGAAUCACAAAUCUCUACUAGGGAAAAAACAAAAAGUGAGCUGAAUCACAAAUCGUUGAAUUACGAAAAAACCAUCGGCGAUAAGCGAACAAUUUCCGAUCAUCGAAAAAUGGCCGGAAGAUUAAGCAAUGCAGCUACACGCAUCAUGGGAGGUAACGGCGUCGUUUCACGCGCCGUCGCAUCUUCUCUUCGAACACGCGCCGGCAUGGGCCUUCCCGUCGGCAAACACAUUGUACCUGAUAAGCCGCUUCAAGUGAAUGAUGAACUUAUAUGGGAUAAUGGAACUCCUUUUCCGGAGCCGUGUAUUGAUCGAAUAGCAGAUACUGUUGGAAAGUAUGAGGCAUUGGCUUGGUUGUGUGGUGGAUUGAGUUGUUUUGCUGGGAUUGGAUUGUUAGCUGUUUGGAAUGACAAGGCCUCCAAAAUCCCAUUUACACCAAAGGUCUAUCCAUACGACAACUUAAGAGUGGAGCUUGGUGGAGAACCUUGAGCUAGGAGCUAGUUGCAAUUGGAUCCACAAAUGUGCUUCCUGCAUUUCUAGUCAUGUAUAAUCAACUGUGUAAGUGCUUGAAACAGUGAAAAUAAGUCUUGGUUCGACAUUUGCAGCCAACAGACUGACGUUACUUUUGCUUUUGUCCCAUUUCUGCUGAAUCUUUUCAUAUUUUAAGAGUUUUGAUUUGGCUA